AAUUUGGAUCGCUGUCAUCCAGCGCAGAGAAACUGAGCGUGUGCGAGGCCGUCGCUGCAGUUCUGCGUCCGUGACGAAGACCUGUCAGGAUGGGGAACAGCGCCCUGAAAGCCCACCUGGAGACAGCGCAGAAGACCGGGGUGUUCCAGCUAACAGGAAAGGGCCUUACGGAGUUUCCUGAAGAUCUGCAGAAGCUGACGAGCAACCUAAGGACAAUAGACUUGUCGAACAAUAAGUUGGAGAUCCUACCACCGCUGAUAGGAAAGUUUUCCUUUCUGAAGAGCCUUGCGCUAAACAACAACAGACUGACUGCUUUACCUGAAGAGCUCUGUAAACUGAAAAAACUGGAAUCGUUGCACUUGAAUGGCAAUCACUUGAGGCAACUACCAGCUGCAUUUGGACAACUUUCAGCUCUCAAAACUCUGAGCCUUUCUGGAAACCAACUUCGGACUGUGCCUACACAACUGUGUGGUCUUCGCCACUUGGAUGUGGUAGAUCUUUCCAAAAACCAGAUCCAAAAUGUGCCUGACACAGUGGGAGAAUUGCAGGCAAUUGAACUCAAUUUGAAUCAGAACCAGAUAUCCCAGAUCUCAGUGCAGAUCUCCCACUGUCCACGCCUCAAAGUACUCCGUUUGGAAGAAAACUGUCUAGAACUCAGUAUGCUUCCUCAAAGUAUCCUCAGCGAUUCCCAGAUCUCACUGCUUGCAGUAGAAGGCAACCUCUUUGAGAUCAAGAAACUCAGAGAACUUGAGGGUUAUGACAAGUACAUGGAACGGUUUACAGCUACAAAGAAGAAGUUUGCGUGAUCAUUAUUCUGACCCUGUGUGGCCUUGGAAAGAAGAGUUUGAGUGAAGCACCUGCUUCUGUGACUUAAACCAAGACCAAUGAAGGAGACUGAUCACACUAUUCUCUCGAGUAGUCUGAUAGCUCAGCAGGCUCUAAGGCAACAUCAAAUAAACCUGAAGUAGAAAACAUGGAUAGUGAACUGAUGAACGUGCCCGGGGCUGGUUUAGAUUCCUCGCCCUUAGAGCUUUUA
This is a messenger RNA of Tinamus guttatus (white-throated tinamou), 1036 nucleotides long. RefSeq names its product leucine rich repeat containing 57 (gene LRRC57). The record is from RefSeq and is a predicted model, not a curated record. Gene Ontology annotation, molecular function: protein binding. Lineage: Eukaryota; Metazoa; Chordata; Aves; Tinamiformes; Tinamidae. Gene Ontology annotation, cellular component: cytoplasm.